This is a messenger RNA of Uloborus diversus, 4526 nucleotides long. RefSeq names its product sperm-associated antigen 7 homolog. The record is from RefSeq and is a predicted model, not a curated record. The transcript is spliced from 7 exons. The coding region runs from base 166 to 852 and encodes 228 amino acids. Gene Ontology annotation, molecular function: nucleic acid binding. NCBI's taxonomy places the organism in Eukaryota, Metazoa, Arthropoda, Arachnida, Araneae, Uloboridae.
CCGCGAAAUAAACAGAGAAAAACUUUUUUGUUUAAUUCUUUACUCACAGUUUCUUUGAGUAAAUGAAGUCAUUUAACAAAUCGAUUUCGUUUUUUCUUUCAACUGAGAAAUAGCUAUUUUUGGAAAAAAUUGUACAAUAUUUUCCGCUUUUAGUAUUUUGUAGUUAUGAGUGACUUAUUGGGAUCCAUUUUAAGCUCGAUGGCGAAACCACCUUCAAUGUCAAGUGAACGGAACAAACAAAUACAAAAACAAAAGAAAAUGCUUGAAAAACAACAAGCUGCUCAAAAGGAAAAGCUUAAACACUUUAGAGAAAAGAUUGAAAAAGAAAUCAAUGAUUUUUUACAAAAUCCAGAAAAGCAUAAGCACAAGUUUCCCCCUAUGGACAAAGUCUAUCGUACCAUUAUCCAUGAUGUUUCUGAUAUAGCAGGUUUAUCAACGUUUGCCUUUGGAGAAGAAGAAGUAGAUAGAUAUGUCAUGAUUUUUAAAAAGGAGUUUGCACCUUCUGACGAUGAAUUAAAUGCAUAUAGGAAUGGACAAGAAUGGGACCCCAAAGUUGCAAAAGCUCUUUCUUUACAAAAGGAAAAAGAAAGACUAAUAGAAUUGCAAGAGAACAAAAAGAGAAAAGCACCUCUACCUCCUAGUAGCAAUUAUGCAGCCAAGUAUGAGAAACUUGUAGGUCUUGACGCUGGCAAGGCAGCAGCCAAAAUAGCUACACCAAACAAGCAUUUUGGUUUUGUGUCUAGUGAAUUGAAAAAGGAUCAAAGAUCAAUUGAGCAAACUUUAGCUGAUAUCCAAGCAAAGAAAAAAUUAAAGAAAAGUGAAGAAGCAAAAGAAACACCUACGGAAAAUUGAUAUUACUUUUACUUGAUUAGAGUAUAUUACUAUUUUUUUUUGUACCUGAGCCAUAGUUGCUGUUAAAUUAUGGGACAGUUAUUUUUAAAAUAAAAGUGUAUAUAGUUUCAAGGCUCAUACACUGAAAUUUCUAGUGUUGGAAAAAUAAUCAUGAGCUACAGUUGGGGCUAACCUAACCUGGGAACUCAACUGUGAAGGCUCAUUAGAUUCUAAUCACACCAUUAUUAAUGUUGCAAAGUUAGCUUUGCCCCAACUACAGACUUUUAAAUUGAAUAAUAUUUUCAAUGUGUGCAUCUUUUGGUAUAUUAAUCACACAAACUGUUGUAAUGAAGAGUCUCUUGCAACGUAAAGCUUGUCCACAGAGAGAUAGCGGAUGACCUUGAAGCGGAAACAUCAUUUCUGCAAUUUAUAAUAGGCUGUUUCUUAUUUUGUAAUAGAUAGGGUUAGCGAGAAAGUGUCUCUUACUACUCGGCGCUUUCUGGCUGAUUCUACCUAUUACAAAUGGUACAGAGGAUGUUUCCUUUCAAGGUCAUCUACCAUCUCUGUGGGCAAGCUUUACCUCUCGUAAAUAUAAAACAAAAACCUUGUGGAUGUCUUUUUAAAACAUUUUUGUUUUUGAAUUAGUUGCUUUCAAAGAAAGUAUAAAUUCUUGUAUGUCUGUUUUGUGCUCAGCUGCUGAAGAAUCUCAAUAGGCACCACGCAUUUUUAUUUCAAAAUGUUUUGAAGAACAUUUUGGGAGACACUGUCUUUAUGGAACACAGUCAACUCUCGAUAACUUGGAAGUCCCAAGGGGCACGCUAAACUCUUUGAGUUAUUGGUAGUUCAAGUUAUGGGAAGUUCCCACAGCCUUCUGAAGAAUUUGGGACCCAAUAAAAAUUCGAGAUAAAAUAAUAUUCGAGUUAUCAAAACUUGACUUUACUUUCAAAGGUGACUCCCUACAAUAGUGCGAAAAGAGAAAACAAGGAGACUCCUAUCAUACAGCUUAAUGAGUGUUAGAUGUGCGGAUGAAUCAAAUUAUUAAAAUUAAAUUACAUUUUUCUAAAGUGUUUAAUGUAUUUGCAGACAGAUAAUUCUAUGUAAGAGUUACAUAUGCUUUCUACUUUUGUAUUUGAUAACCAACAGUUUCUCAAAUAAGUCUUCAUCAAUUGAAGUCAUGUAAAAUACCUUUGAUGAAAUAAAAAAUAAAGGAUGUAUCUUUUGGUUAUAAAACUUGUCUCCCCUCCCCCAUCGACAAUUAAAAUGGCUGUGUGUAUUAGAAAAUUAACCAAUACAUUAACUCCUCAUUUUAAACACCACAAUUUAAUGCAUUAUGUUUACAUACAUCAGCUACACAAUAUUGCACAGCAAUAAGAACAAAAAUUAACAGUAGUAAAGUAAAAAUUUCAUCUGAGCAUAAGUGAGAAAUGUACAAAAUUUUUCUUUUAUAUAUUCAAAGUGGUAAUAAACUAUAGAUCCAUUAUAAUGCAAUGCAAGCUAUUCAUUUAUUAAAAUACAAUCGAUUUUGCUCACUUGAAAAUAGAUUUUUCUGGAGUGGCAACAUUAUACAUUGGAAAAAUUUAAAAGUGUCAAGAUGGAACAUUUGAAAGUGAAAUGAAGAAUUCUAAACUAAAAGCUCGUGCAUUCGAUAAAGUAAUUUUUUUCAAAAUUUGGUCCAGUGCAGUUUUUCAGAAAAAUUGCCAUUCUUGAUGCAACUGCUGUGUUUGCUCUAGCUUUUAUAAUUACCAAAAAUAGCCAUCAUGAUUCUCUAACUUAGUUGCAAAUUCUCUCUUUACACCAGCAUUUAGAAUAUUGCAAAAUGGCAGUAAUGACUUUAAAUUUAAAGGGGAAAAAAAAGAAAAACUUACACCAUACAACCAAUUCCUUUCUAAAAAUGAGCACAAAAACUGCUUUUUUUUUGGUUUUACAAAGUUGAUAUGUAAGUAUGUAAGUAGUGAUGCUGAUUAUAAAUACAAAGCACUUCAAUAGAAUUUAAUAAUUAAACAAACACCCAUACACAAAGAAAUCACCAUCAUAUCACUUUGCUGCAUUAAAAAGUUUCUAAUCAUAAAAGCACAAACGUAAUAAGCAAUAUAUCAAACUUAAAUCAGUACAGCUAUACUGGUCAAGAAAACACUUCAAGAAAUUUCAAUCAACAUAAUUUAUUAAGUUGAGCUUUGCUUAGCUCCAAUGACGAGAGAGUACAGUAAAGGUAAAUGCCUAUAGCCCUCUUAUCAAUGAAAAAUCACAUAAUGUAUAUAAUGUUCUAGUUAAGUCUAAACUAAUUGUUAGUCGUAUUUUAUAAGGAAAAUUCCAGAGCUCCUUUUUAUACCACAAAAUAAUUUCUUUGGAGAGAUUGACCUAAUUUAGUUAUGGACUCUUUAAAUUUGCCCCCCUCCCCCCACUUCCCGAAAAGUGCAAAAUUUUAAAGCAAAUAAUUUAAGUAAAGAUCAGGUUUAGAAACUGAUUGACGAAAUUGUAGCUAAAUUCAAAAAGAAGAGAUUCCAAACAAAAAUGUUUGAAUGUAUUUUCAUCUAUAAAUGAAGUUACAGGCUGACCACCAAUGAAAAAGAAAGGCUAACAUCCGGUUUACAGGUGGUAUUGUACACAUCUAUUAGCUUUCACGGAUGCCCGCUUUUGCAGAUGUGUGCAAGCCUCUAAAUUAAUCCGAGUUACAUUGAAAGGAGCAACCCACGUGCAUAUACAUAUAUUUUUUUUUUACUUUCCCCUCUCAUUCAAAUACAAUCACCUUAUCUGGAUGUUUGUCAAUUCCAUAGCAAUCGUGGGCAGACUGUAUGAUUUUACAAAAUUUACUGCUAUGGUAAUCAAGUAUAAUGGGCCAAUUCAAUAAAAUUAAUCUUUAGUUGCAAUAAAUUUUCUGCUGUAGUUAUUAAACAGUUAAAUGUUGAUGUAAUUUGAAAUUCAUAUUUGUAAAAACUUUCAGAUGUGCAUACAAUCUUUUUUGACAUUAGUCAGAACAUUUUUAUUGGGAUACACAUUUAGGAAUUGAGGGGAGGGAGCAAACGAGUCAAAUGUUUCAUGUGAAUGAGGUAUGAUUUUAAGGCAUUUUAAUUGAAUUAUUAUAAGAUUUAUAUACUUAAUCGUCUAACAUAGCAGUAUUUUACUUUUGCACUGUCUAUCAUAUUUCAUAUCGGUGUUCCGGUGGAAUAUUGAUGUAACUGCAAAAUUGAAAAUGAGUUAUUGUCGUCACUGGGUUCAAAUGUGGUUAUCCCAUUCAGAGGAACACUGACAGAUUUGUUUCAACUUUUAGCCACCAGGGCAGUAACUCAACAUGUUUCAUUGUAUGAGGUAAUGAAUAAAAUAAUUUAGUAUAUUUAGUUCUCUGGUAAAAUUCUACUUUUUUCAGUUGCAUCAAUGUUCCACCGCAGCAGCGAUAUGAGGUGAAUUAUAACCACUAAUGCUUUGAUAAAUAUACAUUUCAAACAAUCUGAGUUCAUUAAAUGAAGUAAUUUAUUUUCUUAAAUAGCACAAGAAAAAGACAAUUGUCUUUUUAUUCUCAGCCUUAACUUACAGUAGAGACUGUCUAUACAUAGGCAAAACAAUAAAAUCUGUUUUGUUAUUAAGUAUUUAGCUUGAGUAAAGCAAAGUGUUUUCAGAACAAGAUAUGACUAGUUAAAAAAUCAUUCAAUAAAAAUUUUUCUAAAUUCAAAUAACACUUUUUCAAGACAUGCUAAUGA